GGGACGGGGCGGGGCAGCUCGGAGUGCGCUUGCGCACUGCCUGCUCUCGCCCGACGAGCCGCAGUCUCGAGAGCGCCAAGGCGGUGUUUCGGUAGUCUCUGGCAGACCUCUCCCGCGAACCCGGCGCCGUUGGACUGCGCCCAGGGCGGGGACCUCCGCCGGGCACAGGAGGGAGCCACGAUGCCGAUCAAUAAAUCAGAGAAGCCUGAAAGCUGUGAUAAUGUGAAGGUGGUUGUUAGGUGCCGGCCCCUCAACGAGAGAGAGAAAUCAAUGUGCUAUAAACAGGCUGUCAGUGUGGAUGAGAUGAGGGGAACUAUUACUGUACAUAAGACUGAUUCUUCCAACGAACCUCCAAAGACAUUUACUUUUGAUACUGUUUUUGGACCAGAGAGUAAACAACUUGAUGUUUAUAACUUAACUGCAAGACCUAUUAUUGAUUCUGUUCUUGAAGGCUACAAUGGAACUAUUUUUGCAUAUGGACAAACUGGAACAGGCAAAACUUUUACCAUGGAAGGUGUUCGAGCCGUUCCUGAACUUAGAGGAAUCAUUCCAAAUUCAUUUGCUCACAUAUUUGGUCAUAUUGCAAAAGCAGAGGGUGAUACAAGAUUUUUGGUUCGAGUGUCUUAUUUGGAAAUAUAUAAUGAAGAAGUCCGUGACCUUUUGGGCAAGGAUCAGACACAGAGGUUAGAGGUUAAAGAAAGACCUGAUGUGGGAGUUUACAUCAAAGAUUUAUCAGCUUACGUGGUAAAUAAUGCUGAUGAUAUGGAUAGAAUUAUGACACUAGGCCACAAAAAUCGUUCUGUUGGUGCAACUAAUAUGAAUGAACAUAGUUCCCGUUCCCAUGCCAUCUUUACAAUUACUAUAGAAUGCAGUGAAAAAGGCGUUGAUGGUAACAUGCAUGUCAGAAUGGGGAAGCUCCAUCUUGUAGAUCUUGCUGGUUCAGAAAGACAAGCAAAAACUGGAGCUACUGGACAGCGUCUAAAGGAAGCCACAAAAAUCAAUCUUUCGCUUUCCACCCUUGGUAAUGUAAUUUCUGCCUUGGUUGACGGAAAAAGCACUCAUGUUCCUUAUCGCAACUCUAAAUUGACUCGUCUUCUUCAGGAUUCCUUAGGAGGAAAUUCAAAAACCAUGAUGUGUGCAAAUAUUGGGCCAGCAGAUUACAAUUAUGAUGAAACUAUCAGUACAUUACGGUAUGCUAACCGUGCUAAGAAUAUUAAAAAUAAAGCUAGAAUUAAUGAAGACCCAAAGGAUGCUUUGCUUCGCCAGUUUCAGAAAGAAAUAGAGGAACUGAAAAAAAAGCUUGAAGAAGGGGAAGAGAUAUCAGGCUCCGAUAUCAGUGGAUCGGAGGAGGAGGAGGAUGAAGAGGGCGAGGUUGGAGAAGAUGGAGAGAAAAGGAAAAAAAGAAGGGGCAGUAGCAGCGGCAGUAGCUCAGACUCUACAUGCUCUGUCAUAGAGAAGCCUCUGGAUAAGUCCUUGCCCAAUCAAGCAGGCAAAAAGAAAGUAUCCCCAGAUAAGAUGGUUGAAAUGCAAGCAAAAAUUGAUGAGGAGAGAAAAGCGCUUGAAACAAAGCUUGAUAUGGAAGAAGAAGAAAGAAACAAGGCUAGAGCUGAAUUAGAGAAACGGGAGAAAGAUCUUCUUAAGGCCCAACAAGAACAUCAGUCUUUGCUAGAGAAAUUAUCUGCACUGGAGAAGAAGGUAAUUGUGGGUGGUGUUGAUUUGUUGGCAAAAGCUGAGGAACAAGAGAAACUUCUUGAAGAAUCUAAUAUGGAACUGGAAGAACGGAGGAAAAGAGCAGAGCAACUUCGCAGAGAACUUGAAGAAAAAGAGCAAGAACGCUUGGAUAUUGAAGAAAAAUAUACCAGCUUGCAAGAGGAAGCACAAGGAAAAACCAAGAAAUUGAAGAAAGUUUGGACUAUGCUGAUGGCUGCCAAAUCAGAGAUGGCUGAUCUCCAACAGGAGCACCAGAGGGAAAUUGAAGGCCUACUGGAGAAUAUUCGACAGCUUAGCCGGGAGCUCCGGCUUCAGAUGCUUAUCAUUGAUAACUUCAUACCUCAAGAUUAUCAGGAAAUGAUUGAAAACUAUGUCCAUUGGAAUGAAGACAUAGGAGAAUGGCAGCUAAAAUGUGUUGCCUACACAGGAAAUAACAUGAGGAAGCAGACUCCAGCUCCUGAUAAAAAAGAGAAAGAUCCCUUUGAAGUGGACCUUUCCCACGUGUAUCUUGCCUACACUGAGGAGAGCCUCCGGCAGUCCUUGAUGAAAUUAGAGAGGCCACGGACUUCGAAGGGGAAAGCAAGGCCUAAGACAGGGCGAAGAAAGCGUUCUGCAAAGCCUGAAACUGUACUUGACUCUUUACUUCAGUAAAUGUUACAGACUUAAAGUCACAAUAAAAAUUAGUGAUAUUCUCAUGCCUGGACAAAAUCUUUACUUAAAACACUGAAGACUAUUCUGUAAUUUCAAAUAAUGGAAGCUGUAAGUUGU
Messenger RNA from Neomonachus schauinslandi (Hawaiian monk seal), 2478 nucleotides. It is a transcript of the gene KIF3A, whose product is annotated as kinesin family member 3A. Lineage: Eukaryota; Metazoa; Chordata; Mammalia; Carnivora; Phocidae. The transcript is spliced from 19 exons. The coding region runs from base 181 to 2361 and encodes 726 amino acids. Gene Ontology annotation, molecular function: microtubule binding; ATP binding; microtubule motor activity. Gene Ontology annotation, biological process: microtubule-based movement. The record is from RefSeq and is a predicted model, not a curated record.